AUGAGGCAGCAAGAAGACCGCGCGCUGCUCCCCACGACCUCCCCGGCCUCCGCCGACGGCACCGCUUCUUCCUCCUCGGCGGCGCGGCUGCGGACGGCGGGGCUGGUGGCGGCGUGGUACGCGACCAACAUCGGCGUGCUGCUGCUCAACAAGUUCCUGCUCUCCGUCUACGGCUUCCGGUACCCGGUGUUCCUCACCGCCUGCCACAUGUCCGCCUGCGCGCUGCUCUCCUCCCUCCUCUCCGCCGCCACCUCCUCCCCGCCGCGGAAGCCCCUCUCGCGGGGGCAGGCGGCCAGGGUGGCCGUGCUGGGCGCCGUCUUCUGCGGCUCCGUCGUCGCCGGCAACGUCUCGCUGCGCUACCUCCCGGUCUCCUUCAACCAGGCCGUCGGCGCCACCACGCCCUUCUUCACCGCGCUCAUCGCCUACGCCAUCGCCGCGCGCCGCGAGGCCGGCGCCACCUACGCCGCCCUCGUCCCCGUCGUCGCCGGCGUCGUCAUCGCCACCGGGGGCGAGCCGAGCUUCCACCUGUUCGGCUUCGUCAUGUGCGUCGGCGCCACGGCGGGGAGGGCGCUCAAGACCGUGCUGCAGGGGAUCCUGCUCUCGUCGGAAGAGGAGAAGCUCAACUCCAUGGACCUGCUCCGGUACAUGGCGCCGGUGGCCGUCGUCCUGCUGGUGCCGGCGACGCUGAUCAUGGAGCCCGACGCGCUCAGCGCGGCGGCCGCGCUCGCCCGGGCAGAUCCCAGCUUCGUCUGGAUGCUGCUCCUCAACUCCUCGCUGGCCUACCUGGUGAACCUGACAAACUUCCUCGUCACCAAGCACACCAGCCCGCUCACGCUCCAGGUCCUCGGGAACGCGAAAGGCGCGGUGGCCGUCGUGGUUUCCAUCCUGAUAUUCAGGAACCCGGUGACCGUCAUGGGGAUGCUGGGCUACGGGGUCACCAUCCUCGGCGUGGUCCUGUAUGGCGAGGCCAAGAAGAGGAGCAAGUGAGCUCAACCUGGGGUCUCUUGUUUUCGCAACUCCAAUGCUCCAGGAGAUGCUGACUGAGACACUUGAUCUUUCGCCGGAGCCCUCCAAGUUCCGGACUAGUCCUGAAUCCUGAUUGUGUCACGAUGAAGACGGCCAACUCAUGUACUGUAUUUCAUUCAACAUAUAUUCAUGCCCCAGGUUGCAACCUGGGGUCCUUGAAGUCUAGGACUUUGUGCGUAAGCCCAUAGAUAAGAAUGUACUAUAGAGCAAGUGCCUGAUUGAUAUUCGUAUUAAGAGAGAUGUACAGAUACCAUGAGGAACAUGAUAUGUCUAUAAAACUAUUCAAGAUAACA
Molecule: messenger RNA, 1319 nt
Organism: Lolium rigidum
Lineage: Eukaryota; Viridiplantae; Streptophyta; Magnoliopsida; Poales; Poaceae
Product: probable sugar phosphate/phosphate translocator At3g11320
Exons: 4
Coding region: 1-987 (328 amino acids)
Cellular component (GO): Golgi apparatus
Molecular function (GO): antiporter activity
Source: RefSeq, a predicted model, not a curated record